AUGCCGGACGAGCCGCUGCGGAGCAUCGAUGUGAAGCUGCCCUUGCACCGAGCGGACCAGUAUCCCAAGAGCUACCGGAGUCCGGUGGUGGGUCUCGGCAGCUACUGCGCCUACUUGUACCUGGGCUUCGACAAUGAGAAGAGCGGCAUCGUGGCCAACCUGAUGUUGAUCGCCGCCCACCCCAGCGACCGCGACUCCGCUCGCUUUGUGGAUGGGAAGGUGCGGAUCACGGUGAAGUACGGGCCGGACAAGCAGGUGCGGGAGAAGCUCCACCGCUUUCCCUUCCAGGCGAAGGCGCGGACGGAGGCGGAGAAGCCGGGGAGCUCCUGGUGCCAGACGGCGGGAUGCAUGUGGACCUUCAACGCCCCCAAGGAGUACGUGGCGGACGGUCAGCUGCACUGCGUGGCGAACCUCUGGUGCGACCCGUCGGUGGUGGGCUACGACACCAACAAGCGGCGGAAGCUGGACCUGGGGAAGGAGAUCUGGCAGGACAUGAAGUUCUCGGACAUGACGAUCUCCGCGGGCGAGGACUCCGUGGAUUUGCCCUGCCACCGGGUGAUGCUGGCGAAGCGCUCGGAGGUCUUUGACCGCAUGCUCAGCAGCGAGAUGAGUGAAGGGCGUGAGCAGCGCGUGGUGAUCCGCAACGCCUGCACUGAGACCCUGCGCUGCUUGCUGGAGUACAUCUACACCGAGGAGACGCCCAGUGGUUUGGCCGCGCAGCAGCUGGCGGAGUUGAUCUGUCUCGGGAACCAGUACGGGCUCACUCUGCUGGCGGAGAGCUGCGCUGAGCGGCUUGCUUCCAUGCUCUGCCCAGAGAACGUGGUGACGAUUCUGCAGGUCUUGGGGAAGAAUGCGGACAUGUCCAAGUCCAUUCAGAGCAUUCUGGACCAGACCUCCGCCAAGGUGGCCAAAGACACAGAGCUGAUGCGGCUGGCAGCGCGGGUGCGCCUGGACGAGUCGGCCCAGUUCCGGGGCAGCGACGGGCGGGUCCAGAUCUUCCACGGCCUCAACGUGGUGCAGAAGAACUUCCCGUGGCAUCCCUCCACGGGCGAGUUCGAUGCAUUUGCCUCGCUCAACCAUGAGGACAUGACGAACCUCAAGGCCUGGGGCUUCAACGUCAUCCGGCUGGGGGUGAUGUGGCCCGGAGUGGAGCCGGCCGCCGGGCAGUACAACCAGACCUACCUCAAGGUGAUGCGAAAGCUGGUGGACGAUCUCUACAGCCACGGCAUUUGGACGAUCGUCGACUUCCAUCAGGACGCCUUCACAGAGCGCUACUGCGGUGAGGGCGUGCCCGACUGGCUGCUGCCGAUGCUGGAACCAGUGGAGAGGAAGUGCAAAGGAGCCCUGCCGAAGAUCUUCAAGUUCCUCGGUCAGUGUAAGUCCUUCGAAGACUACAACUACAGCACCGACCCUGAGACAGGCUUCCCGAACACCAGCCAGUGCCUGAGCGUGGGCUUCGACAUGUACUCCCGCGCCCCGGAGGUGGUCAGCUCCUGGGGGAACUUCUUCGCCUACGAGGCGGUGCAGGCCAAGUUCCGCAGUUUCUGGCAGAAAGUCACAGAGGCCUUCGUAGGCUCCGAGGGCGUGCUGGGCUACGACCUGGUGAAUGAGCCGCUGAACGGGGACUAUUUCCGGGAUGCCAGGCUCUUCGAGCCGGGCCACGCAGACAAGAACUUGCUGCAGCCCAUGUAUGAGAGCGUGGGCAAAGUGAUCCGAGCGGUUGACCCGGAUGCCAUUCUCAUGUACGAGCCUGCCCCAUUUCCUGACACCGUGCCCGCCUACGUGCCGGGUCUGGGGGGCGUGAAGCCUGUGGGCUUCGACGCGGGGCCCGCGGAUGCCACGCACCAGGCCCUGUCCUACCACAUCUACAGCUGCGGCUUUGCCAUCGACACAUGCAGCAGGAAGGGCGACCCGCCGUCGACUGACUGCCACGUGUGCGACGACAUGGCCGCGUCCGCCGUGGCCGCCCGCGACAGCGAUGCCAAGCGCUUGGGCGGUGCUGCCUUUCUCACGGAGUUCGGGGCGUGCUCGGGCACCGACACGUGCGUGGCGGAGAUCACCCGGGUGACCGACCUGGCUGAUCAGGCUCUGCACUCCUGGGCCUAUUGGCAGUUCAAGUACAACCAUGACAUCACCACUGUGGCGGGGCCGGAGGAGGGCUUCUACGGGCUUGAAGGCCAGUUGCAGGAGAAGAAGGUGGCAGCGCUUUCCCGGACCUUUGCGCCUUACAUUGCCGGUCGCCCUACUGCCAUGCGCUACAGCGACACGGGCGCCUUUCGGCUGAGCUAUGUGCUUGAGAGUGCCACGCGCGGCUUGACCACAGAGAUCUACCUGAACGAGAAAAUGAACUAUCCCUCGGGCUUCCGCGUGCAUGUGCUCAACGGCACGGCCUCCAGCGGUGCUGGCCGCGUGCAGGACAGCGGGUGA
Molecule: messenger RNA, 2427 nt
Organism: Effrenium voratum
Lineage: Eukaryota; Dinophyceae; Suessiales; Symbiodiniaceae
Source: the annotation of a GenBank genome assembly